GUCAGCCGCAGCUCCCCCUCUCUGCCCCCGAACGAUCCGCAGUUCUCCGCUCACACACUCUCCGUCUGGCCCGAGACCGAGCUUCCUGACCCGGGAUACGAAGCAGAGGCCGUCCGGGAGGAUUCGUCCAGCGGUUCAUCGUUCGUUUCAUCGUUUUUCCUAGUUUUCCUCCGGAGGCAGCGGGAGCAGCGAGCGACAGCAUGGGGGCUUAUGAAGAGAAAAAGGAAACAUGUGGAACCAUCUGCCUCAAGUACCUUCUGUUCACAUUCAACUUUCUCUUUUGGCUGGCAGGGGGCGUCGUGAUGGCGGUGGGUGUUUGGACUCUGGUGGAGAAGAGCGACUACAUCAGCCUCCUCUCCUCCAAGACCUACGAAGCCUCCGCCUACAUACUGAUCCUGGCUGGAGCUAUCGUCAUGGUAACAGGCGUGCUGGGCUGCUGUGCCACCUUCAAGGAGCAGAGAAGGCUACUGCGAGUGUACUUCGUCCUGUUGCUGUGCAUCUUCCUGCUGGAGAUCCUGGCCGGCGUGUUGGCUUACAUCUACUACCAGCAGUUGAAUGAGGAGCUGAAGCAGAACCUGAGGGAGAAGAUGAUUCAGAAGUAUCAGCAGAGCACCCAUGAACACAUCACCGGGGCGGUGGACAAGCUGCAGCAGGAGUUCAAAUGCUGCGGCAGCAACAGCUCGUCCGACUGGGCCGAGAGCAUCUGGAUCCGCUCCAGCGAGGCAAAUGGCAGGAAGGUUCCUGACAGCUGCUGUAAGACGCCCAGCGAGUUCUGCGGCAUGAGAGACCACCCGUCCAACAUCUACAAGGUGGAGGGCGGCUGCAUCACCAAACUGGAGACGUUCAUCCUGGACCACCUGAAGAUCAUUGGGGCGGUGGGUGUGGGGAUCGCCUGCGUUCAGAUCGUCGGCAUGGUGUUUACGUGCUGCCUAUACCGGAGUCUGAAGGCAGAGCCGUACUAAAGACGAGAGGUGUGUGUGUCUGUGUGUGUGUCUGUGUGUGUGUGUGGGUGAGAGAGGUAACUUCAUCAUACUCAAAUAGCCCAUAGGUUCUUUUCUUUUGCCUCGCACAUCGAGGAAGAGAAAUCUGGCGAGGGAUCAAGCUGCUCAUCUGAGGAUCUCGUUCUGGUAAACACAGGGUGGAAAAACACGACCCGCUCUCUGGCGGUAAUGAGACGCUGCACUGCAGCCUCAGCUACAUCUCCCCGAUCACGGCGCUGUGAGGACGGGGCCUCCCGGGACACACCGGCGGAGAAUUUUAACACCGGUUGUGUAAUUUAGCGCGGGACGGCCCUCCUCGGGACCCACACGCUGUAGUUUCUUUCCACUCCGAUUCCCUCAAUGUACUUUUAUACGUGUGGAGCCGACGCUCCACCUGAGAGUUAAGACCAGCCGAGUCAGAGCGACACUAGGCGGGAAGCGUCGGGCGUCCCUUAACAAGCUGGCCUGAGGGAGAUCCGGUUCCACAUCAACCCGACACGGCUGCGGGUCGAUCCAAGCCUUAAAACCACCUUUUAAACUUUCGACCUCUUCACUCUUCAACGGUGAUCUUUUGUUUUGUAUUCUAACACUAAAGGUGCUUUCUUAUCAGCCCUUAUUUUUGGCCUUUUCUGCUGUAAUGACACACCAUCAUAUUUCCAAGCAGGUAUGUUCAACGUCUGGCUCGUGGCCCAAACAUGACAGCAGGUCAGAUUUUUACACCGCCUUCACUCUUCCAAGAAAAUGAUUUUUUUACACAAACUCAAUGAAUUAUGCGACCUGUGUUUACAGUAACAUCAUGUAGCCAUUUAUGUAAUAAUCAAGCUAUGCUUUUCUUCUUUCACGAUUGGCGAGCUCACAAUUCAAACUGUUGACUUAUUCAUUGUUUUUGUUGUUAAAAAACUGCAUUUUUGCACCAUAAAUCACAUUUGACAUUUUUUUAUGUGAUCAUGCCACCUAUUUUAUGCAUACAUUCCAUAUGUGACCACUAGAUGGCACUGCAUAGGAGCAUUUUUAGAUUUAAAUUGGUGAACGCCCUAAAACAUGAGGCCCGUGGGCUGAAACCGGCCCACAAGAGGCUCCAAUCUGGAAAAACAUGGACUUGUUAAGAGUAGCAGAUACAUCAUAACCCUGAGGUCCGAGCUGAGAGUUUGCUGAUGCUGCCAUGAUAGCUAACAAGCUAGCAGUGAGCCAGUGAGUGAGUUUGCAAAAAACUGGCUUUAUGUUGUCAUUGUACUAAUCUUUGAUGACAAUUGUUUGUUUUUUUUGCAAACAUUGACAUUUUCCAUGUUGCAUUCUCCACUAAAACUAAAACGUGUUUGACAUCCCUGCUCUAAAAUCUGUUUUUAUCUUAGUGAAUGUAAUAAAACGGUUCCAACACUAAUGCAAAGACUGUAGCGUUUUAAAAACAUUCCACCUCCAUUGAAAACAUGACCAAAGUCAGCCGUUCACCGAACUCCUUUAUGUAAAGACGGUACAACCGCUGACCGAAGUGCCACUGGCGUUGCUCAUAAGAAAGCACCCUUUUGUUGAUUUUUUUUUUUUUUUUUUGUGUGUGUCAUGAUAAAAUAAUGCCAAAGCUGUGGGCUGUAACACUGUGUCAGGAGCUGCUCCGCCUCCUCCAGCCUUAUCCACUUAUCUACUGUACUGAUGUUUCACUUUUUCCUGAAUGAAGAUUUAGUUUGACUUUUUUUUUUUCUAUAGACCUUGAAUAUGUUAUUGUAUUUAACUGGCGUAUUGCAGGAGACGGUAGUUUCUCACUGUUAGUAAUGAUCUUUCCUGUGUGCCUCAGAGGUGAGACUAACUUAAUCUGCUGUAUUUCUGUCUACGUGAUAAUCCAGGAAUGAUCUGUACUUUGAAUAAACAUCGAUCAAC
This is a messenger RNA of Salarias fasciatus (jewelled blenny), 2852 nucleotides long. Its product is annotated as CD151 antigen-like. The transcript is spliced from 8 exons. The record is from RefSeq and is a predicted model, not a curated record. Bases 201 to 962 code for a protein of 253 amino acids. Gene Ontology annotation, biological process: cell migration. NCBI's taxonomy places the organism in Eukaryota, Metazoa, Chordata, Actinopteri, Blenniiformes, Blenniidae. Gene Ontology annotation, cellular component: plasma membrane.